AUGCCGACAUGUAAGUAUCACGGUAGGACUGACCCGGAAGACCAUAUAUCGGCCUAUGAGGGGCACAUGCUGCUAUACACCGACACUGACUCAGUAUGGUGCAAGGUGUUCCCCUCUACACUGACUGGACUGGGACAUACAUGGUUCAAAAGCAUACCACCGGCAACAGUCUUUGACUUCCGCCAGCUUACAUCAAUGUUUGUUACGCACUUUGUUAGCAACAAACGCAGGGAGAAGACCACCGGCGAGCUGAUGUCGGUCAAACAGGGGGAGACAGAAAGUCUGAGAGACUAUGUCGGGCGUUUUAAUGCAGAAGCUGUCACCAUUCCUACCCUCCAGAAGGAUGUUGCCGUCCUAGCUCUCAUGACAGGACUAAAGGAAGGAACUCCCUUCAGGACAGAGGAGAAGGAUAAGGAAAAAAACCGCAAAGAUGAUAAGUACCGGAAAGACAAGAAGCCGGACACCUCCAAUAGAAGAGAGGAAAGUAACUCUGUGAAAAAGGACCAUGAAGGCAGACCUGAUAAGUACAACAACUACACUCCUCCCACGACAUCACGGGCCCAGAUAUACGAGUUGCACAAAGAUGAUGACAAGUGGUGUAGGCCUAGGAAGAUGUAUUACAAAGGCCGGGAUAAAUCAAAGUGGUGCGAAUUUCACAGAGAUUACGGUCGCAUAACCCAAGACUGCAAAGACCUCAAGGACGGGAUCGAAGACCUCAUUAGACGAGGAUAUUUCACCCAGUACCAAGCGAGGGUUGACCGAAAAUCUCCAUCUAGAGAAGAUGAAAAUGGCAACAGAAGGCCAGUCAAAGACAGGAUCACUGAAAUCCAUGUCAUCACGGGUGGACCGACAAGAGGGGGAAGCAUACAUGGUGCUAAAGCAAGCUUGAAGGAAGUCAGGCACCAGGUGAACUAUCACAAUGCCAAGAAGUGGCCGGCACCCCCAGCCAUGCCAUCUAUGGCUUUUACGGCAGAGGACGCCAAGGGCAUCGUCUACCCCCAUGACGACCCUUUGGUAGUAUCUCUGUAG
Molecule: messenger RNA, 1029 nt
Organism: Beta vulgaris subsp. vulgaris (sugar beet)
Lineage: Eukaryota; Viridiplantae; Streptophyta; Magnoliopsida; Caryophyllales; Amaranthaceae
Exons: 2
Coding region: 1-1029 (342 amino acids)
Source: RefSeq, a predicted model, not a curated record